GGGCGGAAGACACUCGGGGGAGGGGUGAGGGGGACCCUUGCACAGCUCCGUCUCCCCUCCCCCUCCCCCCGGCGGGAGCACCUGCAGGGAUGGAGGUGCUGGACACCGGCCGGGGCAACAACACCACGUCGUCCCAGGAUCCGCUCGGGACCGGCAGCAACGCUACUGGCAUCUCCGACGUGACCUUCAGCUACCAAGUCAUCACGUCCCUGCUGCUGGGCACGCUCAUCUUCUGCGCGGUGCUGGGCAACGCGUGUGUGGUGGCUGCCAUUGCCCUGGAGCGCUCCCUCCAAAACGUGGCCAACUAUCUCAUCGGCUCGCUGGCGGUCACCGACCUCAUGGUGUCCGUGCUGGUGCUCCCCAUGGCCGCGCUGUACCAGGUGCUCAACAAGUGGACUCUGGGCCAGGUCACCUGCGACCUGUUCAUCGCCCUUGACGUGCUGUGCUGCACCUCAUCCAUCCUGCACCUGUGUGCCAUCGCGCUGGACAGGUACUGGGCCAUCACGGACCCCAUCGACUACGUGAACAAGAGAACGCCCCGGCGCGCCGCUGCGCUCAUCUCGCUCACUUGGCUCAUUGGCUUCCUCAUCUCUAUCCCGCCCAUGCUGGGCUGGCGCACCCCCGAAGACCGCUCCGACCCCGACGCGUGCACUAUCAGUAAGGACCAAGGCUACACCAUCUAUUCCACAUUCGGCGCUUUCUAUAUUCCGCUGCUGCUCAUGCUGGUCCUCUACGGGCGCAUUUUCCGAGCUGCGCGCUUCCGCAUCCGCAAGACAGUCAAGAAAGUGGAGAAGAAGGGGGCCGACACCCGCGGUGCUGCAGCCUCGCCGGCCCCGCCGCCCAGGAGGAGCUUGAACGGAGAGCCAGGGAGCACAGACUGGAGGCGGGGCGUGGAGAGCAAAGCUGCGGGGGCUGUGUGCGCCAAUGGCGCUGUGAGGCAGGGUGACGAAGGCGCCGCCCUGGAGGUGAUCGAGGUGCACCGAGUGGGCCACUCCAAGGAACACCUGCCGCUUCCCAGCGAGACGGGUACGGCCGCCUGCGCCGCUGCCUCGUUUGAGAGGAAGAAUGAGCGCAACGCCGAGGCAAAGCGCAAAAUGGCCCUGGCGCGCGAGAGGAAGACGGUGAAGACCCUUGGCAUCAUCAUGGGCACCUUCAUCCUCUGCUGGCUGCCCUUCUUCAUCGUAGCCCUGGUCCUGCCCUUCUGCGAGAACAGCUGCCACAUGCCCGCCCAGCUGGGCGCCAUCAUCAACUGGCUGGGCUACUCCAACUCCCUGCUUAACCCUGUCAUUUAUGCCUACUUUAACAAGGACUUUCAAAACGCGUUUAAGAAGAUUAUCAAGUGCAAGUUCUGUCGCCGAUGAUGCUGUGAAGGAGUGGCG
Messenger RNA from Ochotona curzoniae (black-lipped pika), 1379 nucleotides. RefSeq names its product 5-hydroxytryptamine receptor 1A (gene HTR1A). The record is from RefSeq and is a predicted model, not a curated record. Bases 90 to 1361 code for a protein of 423 amino acids. Gene Ontology annotation, cellular component: plasma membrane. Gene Ontology annotation, biological process: adenylate cyclase-activating adrenergic receptor signaling pathway; regulation of hormone secretion; regulation of behavior. Gene Ontology annotation, molecular function: G protein-coupled serotonin receptor activity. NCBI's taxonomy places the organism in Eukaryota, Metazoa, Chordata, Mammalia, Lagomorpha, Ochotonidae. The transcript has a single exon.